AUGUAUAAUCAAUUUCCUGCGGCAAACAUACACAAUCCCAUCAGCUCUAACCUCAGCCAAGCAGGUGGAACUGAUUUACCGGACCAGGGUAUUGUCAGUCAAAAUGGACAGGUUGUUCCAGAGGAUGAUGACACUUUGUGGGAUUUGAUAGAUUAUCAACCAUGGCUGGGCUGGAUGAGAUCGGAUGCCUUGACAGAUAACCCCGCCUUCAAUUAA
Molecule: messenger RNA, 216 nt
Organism: Penicillium cosmopolitanum
Lineage: Eukaryota; Fungi; Ascomycota; Eurotiomycetes; Eurotiales; Aspergillaceae
Exons: 1
Coding region: 1-216 (71 amino acids)
Source: RefSeq, a predicted model, not a curated record